UAAAGCCGUCGAUAUUCUGCAUUUUCUAUCAAUUUUGAGCUUUGGCUCGAGAAAAUUUUCCCCUUUUCUCUCGCAUUUUCCCAUAUGUCCAUGUCCAUGGCGAUGGCGGGAACUGCAACCUUCACUGUCUCAUCACCCACUCCAAUCUUCAAGACUUCAUCUUCAAGAGCAUUUCAUCUCCCAAUGCGUUUUCCCCACAAAACCCACUCUUUUCCCAGAACUGUCACUACUUUUUCCACUUACCCACUUCAUUUAACCCACUCCCCUCGCAGAAUCCUCAGGAUUCACGCUUUGACUAGUAACGAUAUCAAAGUGGGUACGAACCUUGAAGUUGAUGGAGCUCCAUGGAAAGUUUUAGAGUUUCUUCAUGUGAAACCUGGAAAAGGUGCUGCAUUUGUAAGGACCAAAAUGCGCAAUUAUAUCACCGGCAACACCGUGGAGAAGACGUUUCGAGCCGGAAGUACGAUUGAGGAGGCAGAUGUUUUCAAGGAACAAAAGCAGUACACAUACAAAGAUGGCUCCCAAUAUGUUUUCAUGGACCUGACCACGUUUGAAGAAAUCCGUCUAAGUGAAGCAGAGGUAGGCGACAAGACAAAGUGGUUGAAAGAGGGUAUGGACUGCUAUUUGCUCUUUUGGGACGGAAAGGUUAUUGAUUUUGAGCUCCCAAUCACGGUUCAGCUUAAAGUGGUUGAUGUUGAUCCCGGUCUCAAAGGCGACACAGCUUCAGGUGGAUCUAAGCCGGCAACUCUCGAUACCGGUGCUGUGGUCAACGUUCCUCUAUUCGUAAACAUCGGUGAAGAAAUACUGGUGGAUACCAGAACUGGAACAUAUAUGAGCCGUGCAUGAGUAUUGCCUAUGGAGAAUUCGCAUGAUUUGCUCUUUAGAAAUGUUUUUGUUUAAAUGAAAUAAGAUUUAACAAUGCUCUCUGCACAGAUUGUUCUACUUUGAAAAUUUUAUUAGAGGAAUUUGCACCAGCCGUACCCUAGAGGACUGGUGAGAGGUUGCGGCUUUUUCCGGUACUAAAUGGUUGUGUAUUCUUGUUCUUUUUAUUUCAUUUGUAAUGGAUUUUUGUUUCUUUAA
This is a messenger RNA of Hibiscus syriacus, 1080 nucleotides long. RefSeq names its product elongation factor P-like. Lineage: Eukaryota; Viridiplantae; Streptophyta; Magnoliopsida; Malvales; Malvaceae. The record is from RefSeq and is a predicted model, not a curated record. The transcript is spliced from 7 exons. Gene Ontology annotation, biological process: translational elongation; peptide biosynthetic process. The coding region runs from base 85 to 846 and encodes 253 amino acids. Gene Ontology annotation, cellular component: cytoplasm. Gene Ontology annotation, molecular function: translation elongation factor activity.